AUGAUUAAAUUUAGCUCGAAAAUAAUAAUAUGUCAAACCGAAAGAUGCUUAGAACGACGAAAUAUAGCAUCACAAGUAUAUGCUAAUAUUAUUUUAUCAAUACAUGGUUGUGAUACUCCACGACCAGUUAAUAUGUGUACAGAUUGUUAUAAAAAUUCUUCCAAAGAAAUUCAAAAAUAUUGUCUGUUGGAUAUUAAUGUUGGAAGAAAACUAUUAAGUCGAUAUGAAAUAUAUUUCACUUUGGCUCUUAUUGAACCAACCUCACAUGAACCACCGGAAACAAUGACUAAUCAUACAACACAAGUUAUUGAAUGUCUUAAUAAAUUAUAUGAUUUCAUACCUGAUGGAAUAAUUACAUAUGAAAUUUGGGACAAUAUAAUGUCUUAUUCAAUGGAAUCAAUUCGAUUAGAAGUACCAGAAAAUGAUUAA
This is a messenger RNA of Rotaria sp. Silwood1, 429 nucleotides long. Lineage: Eukaryota; Metazoa; Rotifera; Eurotatoria; Philodinida; Philodinidae. The record is from the annotation of a GenBank genome assembly.